Molecule: messenger RNA, 1953 nt
Organism: Neolamprologus brichardi
Lineage: Eukaryota; Metazoa; Chordata; Actinopteri; Cichliformes; Cichlidae
Source: RefSeq, a predicted model, not a curated record
AUGACGGUUACUUAUUCCAGUAAAGUCGCCAACGCCACCUUCUUCGGUUUUCACCAGCUGCUGCUGCGCUGGAAGGGGAGCAUCUACAAGCUGCUGUACCGAGAGUUCAUCCUGUUUGCUCUGCUGUACACCGUCCUCAGCAUCGUAUACAGGAUUGUGCUCUCCGAGGAUCAGAAGAGACUGUUUGAGAAACUUUCCAUGUACUGUGACAAAUAUGCUGAACAGAUCCCCGUCACCUUCGUCUUGGGUUUUUAUGUGACUCUGGUGGUGAAUCGGUGGUGGAAUCAGUUUGUUAACCUGCCCUGGCCGGACAGACUCAUGUUCCACAUCUCCAGCUGUGUUCAAGGUAAAGACGAAUAUGGCCGCCUGCUGCGCCGGACAUUGGUACGUUACGUUAACCUCACGUCGCUCCUCAUCUUCCGCUCCGUCAGCACGGCUGUCUGCAAACGAUUCCCGACCAUGGAUCAUGUGGUCGAGGCAGGUUUCAUGACACCUGAGGAGAGGAAGGUGUUUGAGAACGUUCGUUCUCCUCACCUGAAGUACUGGAUCCCUGUUGUCUGGUUCUCCAACCUGGCGUCUAAAGCUCGGCAGGAAGGACGCAUCCAAGACAGCAUCGACCUGCAGAACAUUCUCAACGAAAUGAAUCGCUUCAGGACCUGGUGUGCGACUCUUUUUGGCUACAACUGGGUCGGUGUCCCUCUGGUUUAUACACAGGUUGUCACUCUUGCUGUCUACACCUUUUUCUUUGCUUGUCUAAUUGGUCGACAGUUUCUUGACCACACCCGUGGUUACCAAGGUCAUGACCUUGACCUGUACAUCCCCGUUUUCACCUUGCUGCAGUUCUUCUUCUACUGUGGCUGGCUUAAGGUAGCAGAGCAGCUGAUCAACCCGUUUGGCGAUGAUGACGAUGACUUUGAAGCAAACUGGAUCAUCGACAGGAACCUUCAGGUGUCUCUCCUGGCAGUGGAUGAGAUGCACAUGAACAUGCCUCACAUGACCAAAGACAUUUACUGGAAUGACUGCGAUGCACGGCCACCAUACACGCUGGCUGCUGCAGACUACUGCAUCCCCUCAUUUCUUGGCUCCACCACUGACAUGGGUCUCUCGGACAUCCUGCAGUUUGACGACACUGAUGUUAGCCACAACCAUCAGCGGCAACAGGACUAUACUUUGCCGCGGCGCCAAGAGUCGGUUUUGGGUCGGGUCCGCCGUCUGCUUAGUGUUCAGGAACCUCCUGACCUCCGACCCCCUCGACCCAUCUUCAAACGACAUAGCAGUGAUGCAACUGGCAGUUUCUUCCCAGAUGUCAGGGUCAAUGCAGGACCAGGGAUCAAUGUUCCACUGUCCUCGCUGUUCAUGUCUCAGCCUUCCAUGGAAACUUUGUCCACCUUAAGGGAGGUCAACAGCAACCCACCCUCACCGGAAAGCUCCAUUUCUGUUUUCCCCCAGCUUGUCAUCAGCCCUCCAUUAUGUGGCGAUGUUUGCCAGAAUGUGGAUUCGUAUACCAAACCUCAGAAUGGCCUGAAUCCUUCCCCCACUGAUGAAGCCCCAGGCUCAGAAACCCUAAGUAUUUCCAGGACUGCGUCCUCUCUCUGUUGUUCCCCCACUCAACUUGGGCCCAAAGAAUUUCGGUGGACAACUUUCAAUGGCCAUAAUCGUCAGCCAACCAAACCAAGGGGGCGUCAGUUCUCACUCCAGUUCUCCAGGCAGACUUCAAAGGCAUCGGUCCGCAGCCUGCCAAGUCCUAAAGGACUGGGGCGGCGGAGAAAAGGACUGGCUCGAUUCCAGUCCAGGAGAUCCCCUGGUCCAACCUCAGACACUCUGCAGCUCCCUGACCCCGAUUACGACUUCCAGGGAAUAACAGGGACUCAGGAGGAUGAGAAGGAAGAAACCAACGACAAUGAAGAGGUCAAAAACACCAGCUCCCACUCAGAGAGUUUCGAAAAGAAAUAA